AUGCGCAGCAUUGUUCCCACCGCGAGAUACCAUGGGACUCGGAGGGCGAGAAAAUGGCAGAUUCAACUUCUCUUGGGCCUAUCACUAUUUCCCAUUAUAUGCCAGAGUCAAGAAACCAAAUCGAACGCGACAGGACCAGAUCCUUCUACUUGUGCUCCAGACGCCAAUUUGCAAAGCACAUUCUCGUCAUCGACGAGAAUCAGACACUGGGUGAACCAGCCCGACUAUCGAGGCACCUUUGAUAUUCUCUGGACAUCGAUUGUGACGAUAUUUAUCAGCACGUAUAGCAUGUUGUGUCUCAAUGUGCCUGCUCCCAAGGACAGCUUCUCCACUCGUUUCCGCCGCCGUCUGUUAUGGAUGGCCCUUGGUAUUCUGGGCCCUGAGUUCCCUCUCACAUAUGCUGCGGGUCAAUGGAGCCGAGCGAAACAAUCUGUUGUGUCCUUCAACGCGUACAAUUACAAGGACUGGCACAUGCGGCAGGCGUUCUUUGCCGAUAUGGGAGGCUUCGUGUUUCACGCCCGCGAUGGCGAACCUUUCCCAAUCAACGCAACUCAGCUCCACUGGCUUGUUGUCAAUAAAUUUGUCGAAUAUCCCGCCAUUACCCGCAAAGAAAUUUGGGACAAGUCUAAGCAAGACACAUUUACCAAAGUUGUUACCGCAUUUCAAAUUUCCUAUCUGAUCAUCCAAUGCAUCGCUCGUGCUAUUCAAGGUCUGGCGAUCACAACCUUGGAGCUCAACGCGCUUGCGAUUGUUGUCUGCUCGCUCAUGACAUCUUGUUUCUGGCUUCACAAACCAGCAGAUGUCCAGACGCCCAUCCACAUCCAUUCGUCCCACUCCCUUGCCGAGAUCACGCUCAACCGCGACUGGAGCUUGACGCCGCUGGAUUUUAUUGAUGAAAAUGGCCCUGGGUAUUCCGUCAAUGUGCAACCUUUCAUGAAGAUGCCAGUCAUUCCUCCAGAGAGGCCGAUCCAACGGAUUCCCAACGACAGGUUUCCGACCAACCCAUAUGGUAUACAAGAAUACUUUCUAUGCUUUGCUACGUUGCUUUUCACUGCCAUUCACGUGGCUGGCUGGAGCUUUGAAUUUCCAAGCCGCAUAGAGCGCCUGCUCUGGCAUAUCUGCUCGCUUCUCCUCUUCGGUAUUACUGCCGCAUUCUGGAUCUUUGAGACCGCGGCGUCCUGGACACGCCUGGGCCGUUGGAGGACGAUAUAUCUGUUCGUCUUCAACCGAAAAGCGUUGGCAGAACACAAGAUUCGUCUAGCUCGACGAUCGGCCACAAUGAAGAGAAAGUCCGAGCAAUUGCCGGUGCCCUGGGAGUUUGCAACGAUAACGCCAUUGGCGAUCAUAUAUGGGGUGGCCCGAUUCUAUCUAAUUGCAGAGGCGUUUGCAGAGUUGAGAAACGUGCCAGGGACAGCAUACCUCAACGUACAAUGGACGGAUUUCAUUCCACACAUAUGA
Molecule: messenger RNA, 1458 nt
Organism: Fonsecaea pedrosoi CBS 271.37
Lineage: Eukaryota; Fungi; Ascomycota; Eurotiomycetes; Chaetothyriales; Herpotrichiellaceae
Exons: 1
Coding region: 1-1458 (485 amino acids)
Source: RefSeq, a predicted model, not a curated record